This is a messenger RNA of Wallemia mellicola CBS 633.66, 2951 nucleotides long. RefSeq lists its product as hypothetical. NCBI's taxonomy places the organism in Eukaryota, Fungi, Basidiomycota, Wallemiomycetes, Wallemiales, Wallemiaceae. Gene Ontology annotation, cellular component: phagophore assembly site membrane; Atg1/ULK1 kinase complex; extrinsic component of membrane. The transcript has 3 exons. The coding region runs from base 120 to 2951 and encodes 943 amino acids. Gene Ontology annotation, biological process: positive regulation of protein phosphorylation; autophagy of mitochondrion; autophagosome assembly. Gene Ontology annotation, molecular function: molecular adaptor activity; protein kinase binding. The record is from RefSeq and is a predicted model, not a curated record.
GGCGAACAAGUCGGUUUACUAGACAAUCUUUCGAAUUUCAUAGAUAGUAUCAACAACAAGAUGGCAGGGAGUAAGAAAUACUUCGAUAAACUGAGUAGAACGAAUGACAAGCAGAGCAUAUGUAUAGUCGUGCUUAUUGUAAUACUAGUUAUACUAUUUAUCGUCCUAAUAUCAAUUUAAUACCUCUUAGAUUCUUACCACCAUCAUUGUAUUAUGAUAUGAUUAUCAACAGCUUAAACGGCGUGAUCACAGAGCCUGGCAGUCUAGACGAAAAUAGUCUGCUAUUAGACGACGCAGGUAACGAAGUGGAAAGCUUAUCUACAGACCAGAUCGUUUAUCUCUUCAAUCGUCAUCAACUUAAGUCAUUUUACAAAGAUAGCGUGAGGUUGUAUACGACGCCGUUACAUACGCUGAGCGACUAUAUUGCUGCAUCACACUAUCAUCUUGGUCAAUCCCAGCAUUUACACACCACCUCUGUCAAUAGGCACAACAGCAUACGAGUCGCUUUGAACUUUAUAAAGAGACAGCUAUCACUACUAGACGAACUGAGGAGCGACUUUGAUACAUCUUCAACAACGCUUCUACAACAACACUCCGCUUUAUUGCAUCAUCAUCAAUUCCACAUGCACCUCGUAGCGAACAUUCCCAUUAGUCCCAAGCUAGAAAAAAGAAAAGAGCAUCUCAGUGGAUAUAUGAACUUACAGAAAAUGGAGCAAACAUAUCAAGAAUCACUUGAGUUUCACAACAACCAUCAGAGAGAUUACCAACUGUUAGACGAGCAGUGGGUAGAUAUUGACAACGAAUUGAGUGAAUUUGAAGGUUUGCUAAAUUCAUUCGAUUUUCGCGAAUUCGACGAUGCAUUGACUGAAGCAAAUGAUGCAUUCCUCAGUACAGGGCAGCUAAACAUGAAUGAUAUAGAUCAACUAAGACAACUCGAUGGGUUCCUCAGGGAAGACGUAAUCACGCUUACCAAUUUGAAGAACUCGCAACCUCAUUUAGAUUACUUGACCCGAUUGAGUUAUUUGCAUCUCCAAUUGACGGAUAUCUCAAACCAAGUUGCACAUUUCAAGCACUCACUCAAUGCGACAUCAUCCGUCCAGCACCUCAGCAGACUCAAGGCAAUGCCAACAGCUUAUGUCUCAUUGUUAUGUGAAUUGACGCGCAGGACGAGCUUUGAGAAUCAUUUCAAGGACAAGGUGUCCGAUGUGGCAGAGUUGCUCGCAAACGAAAGUAGGAAGGAGGAGAUACGUAGACUUGCGUUAGUUGAUUUUCGUGAUUCAUCACAUUCUCUUUCUGCAACAACUGGAGAGAGUUUCAUGAAACUUGCCGCUGUGAAACCGUCGAAGUUUCUUCCAUUCGAUGUCGGUGCUUUUGAUGGCACGACUAAUAAAUCUGAAGUUAGCUUGCGUGGAGGUAACCUUGUUCGAAUUUCAGUUGAAGAGCUUCAAGAGACGAUUGAAAGUAUAAGGACUGCAGUGGAUAAAUUCAUCGAUAGCGAACGAAUAGAUAUCGACUUAUCGGCUAUUCUCCCUUUAUUUAGUGUUUAUGAGAGCACUAUGGAGUACAUACAUAACCUCGAUCUUGAAUGGGAGAAAAGAGCAUCAGGGAUGCUUCUCCCUCAGACGACAAUGAAGUUCAAAGCUUCGAAUGAUGUUGACCAAAUUAAAGAAGACUACGAAUACCAGAUUUCGGAAUUGAAAGACGCACAUGCGGCUGAAUUAGAGCGCCAGAGGAAUGCAUUUGAAAAGGAUCUACAGGCAGUCAAAGCAGAGGCUACUAACGAUUCUCAAGCCGAGGAUAUGAAGCGCACAAUAACCAACCUUGAAGAGCGUCUCGCCGAAUUGGUGCAGACCGAGCAAGCAGCGAAAAGAGAGUUGCAAUCGAAAGACGCAGAACUUAACGAGAGUAAGCGAGAACAUGCACAGAUUCUCACCGCGCGUGACAAGGACUUGCGCAAUAUACGCUCGGAAAUGGAUGCAGACAAUGCCGUGUUAAGUCAUGGCCUCGAAAUGUCGAACCAGGAGGUCAUUCGCCUUGAAGAGGCUGUAAACUCUAGUCAAGGAAAGUACAUAGCUCUCUGCGAAGCACUAGAGAAGGUGCUCAAUAAGGGUGCCGACAAGAAUGUCGGAGGGGGUGGCAUCAACAAUGUCCUGAUGAACUUCUCAAAAACACCCUUUGAUACUGAUGAUGUUAUCCACAAAUUGUCGACCUAUGUUCGGAGAUGGCAGAAAGAAGCCAAAGUCAAUAGGGAACGCGCUAAGGAGAAGUUGGCAUUUAGAAACUUCACUCGAGGAGACCUAGCGCUGUUUUUACCUACUCGCAAUGCUGCAGCUAAACCCUGGGCUGCGUUCAACAUAUCCUUCCCACACUAUUUCCUCAAGCCGACACAGACGCAAGCUGAGACACUCAAGAGUCGUGAAUGGACGGUUGCCCGUAUAGCCAACAUAGACGAAAAGGUAGUCGAAGAAAAUGGUGAUAAUCCUUUUGGACUUGGUGUUGGCGUGAAGUACUUCCUACUCGAUGUGGAAAUAUGGCAACCCAAGCACCGACGCAAUCUAGCCAAAAUGGAUAACUUGUCGGGUGACACUAGUAAUCCAUUCAAUGCACCGGAGGAUAGUCCGAAGGAAUCGUCUGGACAGCCCGAUAGGUUACACAAAAGGAGGACGAUGUCGACGGCUUCGAGCGUUGCUUCGUCAAGAACAAGAAGCAGCGUCGGACAGCAGCCACCUCCAAACCUUCUCAGUCAGAGUCCUGGCGUUACUACUACCCUUACGAAGGCUUUAUCAGAAGAGAAGAAAGAGGACGUUAAUCAUUCUCCAAUCGUACCAACACCAUCACCAACUGUCACAACUAGAAAUGACAGAAGUGGAAGCGGAAGUGUGACGGGUGCUGCGCAGGAUUUGUUGAGAAAUAGUCUUAAACGUCAACAACAGAAUAGUCCUAGUAUGUAA